UCCUAAUGGAGUUCUAUUAACAAACCUCUCGUUUGAUUAUAAUUAGAGUCCUAAUGCAAUUCCUUCGCAGAAUCAUAUCGCAACUCCAACUCUUCAUUCAUGAAACCCUGGCCUGUCUAUAUUUGCCAAUCUCAAACUUUACAAGCUUCAUUUAAAACAAUCAGAUCUUCAUUGCAGUGAAAAUAUUUCAUCAAACUUUUAAGCCAUGUAUAAAGUAGCAAGCGCUUCCGAGUAUCUGGUGAUCACAGGGGCCGGAAUCCCCGACCUGAAGAUCGCAAAGAAGGCAUGGGUACUCCCUGGCCAGUCCUACGCGGUCAUUGACCUCUCUCCGGUGAACUACACAUUCGAAGUCCAGGCAAUGAGCGCCGAGAAGCUCCCAUUUGUUCUCCCUGCCGUCUUUACCAUCGGCCCCCGAGCCGACGACAGGGAGGCCAUUGAGAAAUACGCCAGGCUCCUCGCCAGCUGCGACAAGAACUCGAAACACGUCGAGGAGCUUGUCCAGGGCAUCAUCGAGGGUGAGACUCGCGUCCUUGUGGCGUCGAUGACCAUGGAGGAGGUGUUCAAGGGGACCAAAGAGUUCAAAGAGGAGGUUUUCGACAAGGUUCAGAUCGAGCUCAAUCAGUUCGGGCUUUUUAUCUACAAUGCAAAUGUUAAGCAGUUGGUGGACGUCCCUGGACACGAGUAUUUCAGUUACUUGGGGCAGAAGACUCAGAUGGAGGCUGCCAACCAGGCCAAGGUCGACGUGGCCGAGGCGAAAAUGAAAGGUGCUGUUGGCUCCAAGCUGAGGGAGGGGCAGACAUUGCAAAACGCUGCCAAGAUUGAUGCCGAGACGAAGAUCAUAGCGACUCAGAGGGAAGGGGAGGGGAAGAAGGAGGAGGUUAAGGUGAAGGCGGAGGUCAAGGUUUACGAGAACCAAAGAGAAGCUGAGGUGGCUAAAGCAAAUGCUGAGCUGGCAAUGAAGAAGGCAGGGUGGGCUAAGGAGGCGCAGGUGGCCGAGGUUGAGGCGCAGAAGGCGGUGGCGAUGAAGGAGGCCCAGUUGCAAAAGGAGGUGGAGAGGAUGAAUGCACUGACUAUGACAGAAAAGCUCAAGGCCGAAUUUUUGAGUAAGGCAAGUGUUGAGGCCGAAACUAAAGCUCAAGAGGCAAACUGGAAGCUCUACCAAGAACAAAAAGCGGCGGAUGCGAUUCUUUACCAGAGGGGGAAAGAGGCAGAGGCAAUGAGAGCAGCUGCCGAGGCUCAGUUCUUUGCUAAGCAGAAGGCUGCUGAUGGAGAGUUUUAUGCUAAGAAGAAAGAGGCCGAGGGACUUGUGGAACUAGGAAAAGCGCAAGGUGUUUAUCUAAGCACUCUUAUGGACUCGUUGGGUGGCAACUAUGGGGCAAUGAGGGACUUCUUGAUGAUCAAUGGUGGGAUGUUUCAAGAGAUUGCUAGGAUCAAUGCCGGGGCAGUGCGUGGGCUUCAGCCUAAGAUUAGUAUAUGGACUAAUGGCGGAGAGGCUUCCGGUGGCGGCGGCAAUGCGGCUAUGAAGGAGGCCGCCGGAGUUUAUAAAAUGUUGCCACCGUUGUUCAAGACGGUGCAGGAACAGACGGGAAUGCUGCCGCCAAAUUGGAUGGGCACUUUGCCUGCUGAUAAUUGAUAAGCAAGGGAAGCUUGAGACUGAAGUAAUGCAACUUUAGCGGUAGUAUCUGUCUCAUUCAGUUCAUUUGUUUGAUAGUUUCUGGUCUUCAGUUGCUUUUAUUUUUUAUGGAAUUUUUUGGGUAGCUUCAGAUUUGUUUGGAUGCAAGCAUAUAUUCUUCAUUGUUUCUAAUGACUGUUUCCAUAAUUUAUUAUUGAAACAUGGUUAAUAGUUCCC
Messenger RNA from Rosa chinensis, 1849 nucleotides. RefSeq names its product flotillin-like protein 4. Gene Ontology annotation, cellular component: plasma membrane; plasma membrane raft. The record is from RefSeq and is a predicted model, not a curated record. The transcript has a single exon. NCBI's taxonomy places the organism in Eukaryota, Viridiplantae, Streptophyta, Magnoliopsida, Rosales, Rosaceae. The coding region runs from base 206 to 1633 and encodes 475 amino acids. Gene Ontology annotation, biological process: protein localization to plasma membrane.